Messenger RNA from Nerophis ophidion (straightnose pipefish), 2068 nucleotides. RefSeq names its product tRNA methyltransferase 2 homolog B (gene trmt2b). The record is from RefSeq and is a predicted model, not a curated record. Gene Ontology annotation, molecular function: tRNA (uracil(54)-C5)-methyltransferase activity, S-adenosyl methionine-dependent. Gene Ontology annotation, biological process: RNA processing. Bases 134 to 1540 code for a protein of 468 amino acids. The transcript has 2 exons. Lineage: Eukaryota; Metazoa; Chordata; Actinopteri; Syngnathiformes; Syngnathidae.
AACAGUGCGACCACUUCCUGUCUUGAGAGACCUUUCGUCUUCGUAUCCCUGUGGCGGCAAGUUUGACGAAUAAUCAUUACUAUUUUUAUUUUUGCGGUCCUCGGAAGCCAAACGGGCUUACAUUAGGUCAUUCAUGUUCCUUAGACGGAUUGUUGCGUGGCCUAAACGGUAUUUUUCCUCAAAAAGCCCGACCCCUGCUGUCCAAGCAACAACACCGCUGAACAAACACAAGAGGAGAAGACACAAGAAGCCGCCCGUGGAUGAUAAUCUAUCCUGGGAGGAAAAGGUUGCCUCUGUGGUCACCCCAUUAUGGAAGCUAAGUUAUGACGAGCAGCUUGAACUCAAGCAACAACAGCAAGAGAAGAUACUGGCAGAACUUUCUAAAUAUCUUCAUUCCCAAACUACUUCCGGUGAGCUCACCUUCCCCGUCCUGCCUAUACUGCCAUCUCCAGUUCGGGACGGGUACCGCAACAAGUCAACCUUCUCUGUCAACAACGGGGUGGAUGGAAAUCCAAAGACGGUUGGAUUUUAUGUCGGCAGAGCCAGGGAUGGGAACAUCGUCUGCGUCAAUGGAGACCACCUGCUCAACAUGCCCGAAAAGCACAAGCAGGUCGCCAGAUGUUACCAGGAGUUCAUCCGACGGUCCCCCUUGGAGCCCUGCCUCCUCUUCCACGCGGGGGGUCACUGGCGGGAGGUCACGGUGAGGACCAACGCGGCGGGCCACGCCAUGGCCGUCGUCUACUUCCACCCGCAGGCGCUCACGCCGGAGCAAGUCGCGCUCCACAAGGCCGAGUUGGUGGAAUUCUUCACGAGAGGCGAGGGUGCCGUCUGUCGGCUGGACUCGCUUUUCUUCCAAGAGAGUGCCAUGACCCGGUGCACGCACGAGGACUCGCCUUACCAGCUCCUGUACGGUCCGACGCACAUCCACGAAGAGGUGCUGGGCUUUCGCUUCCGCAUCUCGCCGGACGCCUUCUUCCAGGUGAACCAGGCCGCCGCUCAUGUGCUCUACAGCACGGUGAGACACCUGUGUGUCCCCGGUUCUGAGGACAGAGGAGGGACGCUCCUUGACGUGUGCUGCGGCACAGGCGCCAUGGGCAUCACGGCGUCCCCCAAAGUGGAGCGACUGGUCGGCGUGGAGCUCAUAGAGCAGGCCGUGGAAGACGCCAGACACAACGCGGCCAUCAAUAACCUCGACAAGUGUGAGUUCAUCCCCGGUAAGGCAGAAGUCGUCCUCCCCGGCCUCGUGCCCCGCCUGAGCUCCGUGGAGGGGGGGCGUCUCACCGCCGUGGUGAACCCGUCCCGCGCCGGCCUGCAUUACAGAGUGAUCAGGGCCUUGCGAAACCAUUCUGCAAUCCGCCGUCUGGUCUACGUGUCUUGUAAACCAGACGGCGAGGCAAUGAGGAACUUCAGGGAGCUUUGCUGCACGCCUGACCCAAAGAGGAAACUCACUGGGGAGGCUUUUGCCCCGAGUGUGGCGGUGCCUGUAGACAUGUUUCCACAUACAGAGCACUGUGAGCUGGUGAUUCUUUUUGAGAGGUAGCCAGUUGCAUUUUUUUUUUGUCAUCAAAGGACCAUGCCUUAGAGUGGGAACAGAAACGCUCCCAGUCUGUGGAACGCUCUCCCUGGCCACCUCAGGGCACCGCAGACUGUGGAUGCGUUGAAAAAACUUAAAAACCCUUCUUUUUAAAAUAGCCUUUUUUUUUUUUUUUUUUUUUUUAGUUAUAUACAUACUAGUUCUAUCUAUUAGGCUGUUCUAGUUUUUAUUUUCAUGAGCUUUUUAUUUGUAUUAUUUUGAAUACACUGUAGCACUUUGAGGUUGUUUAUUCAAUGUAAAGUGCUUUUUACAAAGAAAAUCUAUUAUUAUUACUAGAAACGGACCUUCCCCAAACUGUUUUGGAAAUAAUAUAAAUGUGAACAAUAUAUCUUUUUUGUAAGAUGAAUGGUUCACUUUAGAGCUGCUGUAACCACUUUUGUCCACUGGACAGCAGCAUUUAACCAGCGGCCUUUUUCAUGUAAGCCAUUCAUUUCAACUCACUAAAUGCCUUGGUGGCAGUGUUGUUUUUGUAAA